Cottoperca gobio is the source of this 1571-nucleotide messenger RNA. It is a transcript of the gene mri1, whose product is annotated as methylthioribose-1-phosphate isomerase 1. The coding region runs from base 395 to 1456 and encodes 353 amino acids. Gene Ontology annotation, molecular function: S-methyl-5-thioribose-1-phosphate isomerase activity. The transcript is spliced from 6 exons. Lineage: Eukaryota; Metazoa; Chordata; Actinopteri; Perciformes; Bovichtidae. The record is from RefSeq and is a predicted model, not a curated record.
UGGGCGUGGACACAGAGACGAGGGCUUCCUGCUCGGGUGAGCACGUGGUUCCGUGUCAGCUUCCCCUGCUUGUCUGUCAGUGUGAAGGUUUCCAGUCCUUCUCUCACUCCUCUCCCCAUCCAUCCUCCCGUGUCACACAGCAGACCUUCUCCUCUCUUUACUCCGUCCCACCCGCACCUCCUCCUCCUCCUCCUGCUGCUGCUGCUUCUUUGCGACGGCUCCCGGGACUACUGACAUCCAGGCCGCGGUCACUUCAACGUGUAUCCGCUCAGAGGGAGAGUGUGUGUGAGAAAGUGUGUGUGUGACAGAGUGUGUGUGUGUGUGAGUGAGUGCGUGUGCGCGCACCCGGUCCAUCCGUAAUAUUUAUCCCACUAUCCCGCCUCGUUGUUCGGUCAUGACGCUGGAAGCGAUCCGCUACCGGUCCGGGUCUCUGCAGAUCCUCAACCAGCUGCUGCUGCCACACCAGACCUCUUACGAUGAGAUCCGCACGGUGCAGGACGCUUACGAGGCCAUCAAGUCCAUGAAGGUGCGGGGCGCCCCGGCCAUCGCCAUCGUCGGCUGCCUCAGCCUGGCUGUGGAGUUGCGGGCGGGCGCCGGGGGUGAUGACCCUGUGACCUUCAUCAGGGAGUCGCUGUGUCACCUGACCUCAGCUCGGCCCACCGCCGUCAACAUGGGUCGCGCCGCCCGCGAGCUGAUGGAGUUUGCGGAGAACGAGAGCAUGGAGAAGAACUCGGAGCAGCUCAGAGAAAGCGUAAUCGCCUGGAUCGAAGACAUGCUGGAGCGUGACGUCAACGACAACAAGAAGAUCGGUAACUAUGGCGCCCAGCACAUCCUGUCGGGCGUUCCGAGGGACUCUGUGACGAUCCUCACACACUGCAACACCGGCUCGCUGGCCACAGCUGGAUACGGGACCGCACUCGGUGUGGUGCGAAGCCUCCACACGCUGGGCAGGCUGAAGCGUGUGUACUGCACGGAGACGAGGCCGUACAACCAGGGAUCCAGACUGACGGCGUACGAGGCGGUCGCGGAGGGAAUCCCUGCGACACUUAUUACAGACAGCAUGGCAGCCCUCACCAUGAGAGAAAUGAACAUCACAGCUGUGGUGGUGGGUGCAGACAGGGUGGUUGCCAACGGUGACACGGCCAACAAGGUGGGCACGUACCAGCUGGCCAUCGCCGCAAAGCACCAUGGGAUUCCCUUUUAUGUGGCUGCACCCAGCACGUCAUGCGACUUGAGCCUGGAGAGCGGCAGGGACAUCAUCAUCGAAGUGCGUCCCCCCGAGGAACUCACUAGUAUAAACGGAAUACCCAUUGCUGCCCCAGGUAUCGAGGUGUGGAACCCGGCGUUCGACGUGACCCCUCACCAGCUCAUCACAGGAGGCAUCAUCACAGAGCUGGGAGUCUUCCUCCCCUCUGAGCUCCAGGCAGCGCUCACCGGCCGCCUCACUGCCCUCUAGAGCCGCACAGCCCCACCUGCUGGUCCGUGUGCACCACUGCACCUUAACGUUCACACACUCAAAGACACUCUCAUUUCAUCACACAACACAACACACACACACACAAACACACACA